CCCAAAUACCCGAUCAACCCAGAUGAGAGGAAGCCGUCAUCUAACGACUGGUCACAGAAAUAGAUUCCAGCAACUUUACUGUGCUAUCCCAAACACGCAGUCGACCUGGAUAUCAUCUUUGAAUUCUUGAGGGUCCAGUUUUGUUCGAAAUCUGAAUUUUGAGAAGAAAUCAUGGCUUUCUUGGCAACAGCCGAAGUUUGUGAUUCUAAUGCAGCAUAUCUUGCGAGUGGUGACUUGCGGGUCCUGCAUCCCAAUUUCCAGAUCUUUGGGCAAUGCCGUGCAUUUUCUGGCCCCAUUGUUACUCUAAAGGUGUUCGAGGACAAUGUGUUAGUGAGGGAGAUUCUUGAGACCAGAGGCGAAGGCCGAAUCUUGGUGAUAGACGGCGGUGGAAGCAUGAGAUGUGCCUUGGUCGGAGGGAAUUUGGUGCAGCUAGCUCAGAAUAUGGGCUGGGCUGGCAUUAUCGUCAACGGUUGCAUUAGAGAUGUAGAUGAGAUCAACGGGUGUGACAUUGGGGUCAGAGCUCUGGCAACACACCCCCAGAAACCCAACAAGAAGGGCAUGGGUGAUAAACAUGUUCCUGUGUAUGUUUCUGGAACCUUAAUCCGUGACGGGGAAUGGUUGUACGCAGAUAGCGAUGGGGUCCUCAUUUCCAGAACUGAGCUCUCCAUCUGAUUGAGCGAGUCGGCUCCUCCACUUGGGCUGUGUUUGGGUUCUUGGAAUGUGCAGGUUUGAACCUUAUGCUUUGGAUCAUUUACUCUCCAAAUGAUUUGCUUUACAUCCAAAUUGUGAGCUUGAAACAUGGUUGUGCAUAGUUUUGCUUUGUUUAUAUAGUGGUGAAACAUGAACUGCUGAAAUCAACAUUUAGAUACCUCAAUUGUUGGUUUUG
Molecule: messenger RNA, 886 nt
Organism: Cuscuta campestris
Lineage: Eukaryota; Viridiplantae; Streptophyta; Magnoliopsida; Solanales; Convolvulaceae
Source: the annotation of a GenBank genome assembly